UCUCCUCUGGCAGAACUGAACAGCACUGAUCUGAAAGGAUGUGUAAGCGAGAACAGUUUGAGCAGCAAUGCCAGCCUGCCCAGUGUACAAAGCUGCCGCAAACUCGGCGAGCGCAGGGUGGCCAGUUGGGCUGUGUCGUUCGAAAGGCUUCUUCAGGAUCCAGUUGGCGUUCGGUAUUUUACGGAGUUUUUGAAGAAAGAGUUCAGUGAGGAGAACAUUUUGUUCUGGCAAGCCUGUGAAUAUUUCAGUCGUGUUCCAGCCCAUGACAAAAAUGAGUUGUCUUACAGAGCCAGGGAAAUAUUUAACAAGUUUUUGAGCAGCAAGGCGACCACUCCGGUCAACAUUGACAGUCAGGCUCAGCUUGCUGAUGACAUUCUCAAUGCCCCACAUCCGGAUAUGUUCAAAGAGCAGCAGCUGCAGAUAUUUAACCUGAUGAAGUUUGAUAGCUACACUCGUUUCCUGAAGUCUCACUUGUACCAGGAAUGCAUGCUGGCUGAAGUGGAGGGGAGAUCCCUGCCAGAUCCCCAGGAGGUACCCAGCAGCCCAACCUCCAAACAUAGCGUGAGCUCAGAUCGUUCCAACAUCUCUACUCCUAAAAAGCAGUCCAGUAAAAAGACUAAGUCAGGGCGAUCUUUGAAUGAGGAAUCGGGAGGAGAGGAAGAUGGCGAUAAAAGGAAGAAGGGAACCUUCUUUUCCUGGUCCAGGAGUAAAAGCAUUGGGAAAUCACAAAAGAAGAAAGAAAAUGGGGAUGUUUCCAAUGACUCCACUUUUGUCAACGGGGGUCCUGGCAGGAGGCGCGAGUCGCAAGGUUCUGUGUCCUCUUCAGCAAGCCUAGAGAUGAUUAAUUGUGGAAGUAAUGGCAAUGCGCUGGAGUUUGAAUCGUCCAGAGUAUCGUCUUCUGAGAAAUCCCCUAAACACUGCUACAUUGCUCUGCCAGAUGGCUCGUCCUGUGCCAUGGUUGUGAAGGCUGGUUUCUCCAUUAAGGAAAUCCUGAGCGGCCUCUGUGAAAAGCAUGGCUUUAAUAUUGCUGCAGUGGAUCUGUUUUUAGUUGGCGGCAACAAGCCGCUUGUUCUCAGCCAAGACAGCAGCAUUCUGGAGUCCCGGGAUCUAAGAAUAGAAAAACGGACGUUGUUUCGAUUGGAUCUUGUACCAAUUAACAGAUCAGUGGGAUUGAAAGCCAAACCGACAAAGCCUGUGACUGAAGUCUUGCGUCCCGUUGUGGCUAAAUAUGGGCUGAACCUUCAUGAACUUGUUGCUCGACUUAGUGGGGAGCAGGAACCUCUAGACCUGGGUGUCCCUAUAUCCACCCUGGACGGCCAGAGAGUUGUAUUAGAGGAAAAGGAUGGUUGCAAAAUUAAAGACAAAGGAAAGACUCCUCUGAUGAAGUCAAACCCUGCAAUAUCCAGCUCCAGGAACUUCCCAUCUACGGUAGAAGAUCGGCCUCUUGUAAAGUCUUCCUCCAUUAGACUGAAAGGGGAAUUUGGGAAAGGAGCAAGAGAUUUUCGGCUACAGAAAAAAGACGAAGCAGUGCUAAGAGUGGGCAGAAAAAAGCAGCAUAAAAUUAAUCUGGAUGAAGCGGAAGCCUUUUUUGAGAUGAUUUCAAAAGCACAGAGUAAUCGGGCAGAAGACCAGCGUGGCCUCCUAAGGAAAGAAGACCUGGUCCUUCCAGAUUUUCUUAGAUUGUCACCUCCCAGUGAGACUUCUUCAGCUCCAGGAGCAGGACAGACUAGCAGAAAAAGGAUGGAGAAGAGCAGCAGCCUUGACAAAGGCGCAAAUGGUGCUUCCCGCGGGUUCCUAGGUACAAAACAAGACUUCACCCAAAAUGGUGCAGACAGGUCUGCCAAGUUCAGUGGAUCGGGGAAAAGAGACAAAGCCGAAAUGGUGCCACCUUCUGGAAGGAAGCCGUAUGUUCCGUUUAACCCUCCACUGUCUCCAAUCCCUCAUGUCCAGGACAUACAUAUCCCCAGCCGCGAGCGGCCUUCAAAAGACUUGUCUGCUGGGAACAUACAGACUGUCGAAGACGACAAUGUGGCGGAUCUCACCCUAGUGGCGGAAGGAGACAUUAGCAGCCCCAAUAGCACUUUACUUCCAAUGCCCCCAUCACCACCAUGCAACAUUAGUAAGCUGUCUGAAGCCAACUUUUCACCCCCUCCUCCCUGCACAGGCAGCCAAGAUAGUUCUGGAUGUCAGAAAUCAGGUACCAGGGACAAGAAGAAGAGUCUGUCACGGAGCACAGAGAGCUUCCGGGAGCAAUCUCUGGAUAGUUCCAAGGAGAAAAUUGCCAAGCAGUGUAACCCUUCAAGCUGUCUUCUGCCAGCCGGAAGAGUCAUUGACGUAGAUGGGGUGAAGCCGAGUACAAGGAGGAAUGGUUCCAGGGACGAUGUGGCCAAUCUAAGCUUUGAGGGGUACAUUUCCGAGCUAAAGACUUGCAAAGGCCGAAUGCGGACUGGGGUGUACAGGACAUCGGACUUACCAGCAAUGGUGACUGCAAAGACUGACAGGAACAAAGAA
Molecule: messenger RNA, 2511 nt
Organism: Staurois parvus
Lineage: Eukaryota; Metazoa; Chordata; Amphibia; Anura; Ranidae
Source: the annotation of a GenBank genome assembly